This is a messenger RNA of Panicum virgatum (switchgrass), 2850 nucleotides long. RefSeq names its product potassium channel KAT2-like. Gene Ontology annotation, biological process: potassium ion transport; transmembrane transport. The coding region runs from base 381 to 2570 and encodes 729 amino acids. Gene Ontology annotation, cellular component: membrane. Gene Ontology annotation, molecular function: voltage-gated potassium channel activity. The record is from RefSeq and is a predicted model, not a curated record. The transcript is spliced from 11 exons. Lineage: Eukaryota; Viridiplantae; Streptophyta; Magnoliopsida; Poales; Poaceae.
UAGACGAAUUAAAGUUUAUUAUAUUCUCAAAAGCAACAUUGAAAUUCUAUUAGUGGAUGAUUAUAUAUCCAUCAGUCACUCUAUGAAAUUUGUGCAUCACGCCUAAAAGGUGAUACAUCACAGAAAACUGGCAGACAGCAUUCAUAUCUAACAAAAAAUUACGAGCAGACAGCCUAGACCACUUAUUUGUACAGAAGUAAAGAGAUAAAAACACGUCACUUUCUAAUGAAGUCCACAUCAAAUAUCAUACUUCCAUGUUUAUUGAUCCUAUUCUUUCUUGCAGCUAAACCAAACUCUUAUUUAUGCAGCGCAUUCACAACUAUCACUCUGCAACAAAAAUAGUACAAGGAUAUCAAGCUUGAUAUACCUUUGUUCGUCCAAUGGAAGAUAUUAGCAAUAUAUUCCACAAUGAUCUACUCCCAUCUCUAGGAGCAAGAGCAAACCAAUCUAUCAAGUUGAAGAAAUUCAUCAUUUCUCCUUAUGAUCCGCGUUACAGAAUCUGGGAGAUAUUCUUGCUUGUUCUUGUUGUUUCCUCAGCAUGGAUCUGCCCAUUUGAACUAGCAUUUCUGAGACAUCUCUCAUGGGAACUUUUUCUUGUUGAGACUAUUGUCGAUAGCAUCUUCGCAAUCGAUAUCAUUCUCACUUUUUUUAUAGCAUAUCUGGAUCAGAAAUCGUAUCUUCUAGUGGAUAAUCCAAAAAGGAUUGCAGCUAGAUAUAUCUCCUCGUGGUUCAUAUUUGACGUUUGUUCAACAAUUCCAUAUCAACCAUUCGGGCUACUAUUUAAAAAACAUGCAAAUGGCCUUGCCUAUAGGAUGCUUGACAUGCUUCGGUUAUGGCGCCUCCGACGCCUCAGUGCUUUAUUUGCCAGGCUCGAAAAGGAUAUCAGAUUGAAUUACUACUGGAUAAGAUGCAUCAAACUAAUUUCUGUUACUAUUUUUGCAGUACAUUGUGCAGGAUGCUUCAAUUACUUAAUAGCUGAUACAUACCCUAAUCAAGCGAGAACCUGGAUAGGAGCAGCAAUGCCAAACUACAGAUCAGAGAGCCUAUGGGUUAGAUACGUUACAUCAAUUUAUUGGUCCAUUACAACACUCACAACAACUGGUUAUGGGGACUUGCAUGCAGAGAAUCCAAGAGAGAUGCUAUUUAGUGCAUGCUACAUGCUCUUUAAUCUGGGACUGACAGCGUACAUCAUAGGUAACAUGACAAACCUGGUUGUCCAGGGAAGUUGCCGUACCAGAAAUUUUAGAGACACAGUCCAUGCUGCUUCCCAGUUUGCUGCAAGAAAUCAGUUACCUAAACACAUAAGGGAUGAAAUGCUAGCUCAUAUCUGCCUAAGGUAUAAGACAGAGGGUCUGAAACAGAAGGAAACUUUGGACAGUCUCCCAAAUGGAAUCCGAUCACGCAUAGCAUACCAUUUAUUCUUCCCCAUCAUUGAAAAAGUCUAUCUUUUCCGUGGUGUUUCUUUUACUUGCAUGCUCCAACUGGUCACUGCAAUGGAAGCAGAGUACUUUCCACCCAAAGAACCUGUCAUAUUACAAAAUGAAGCGCCGACAGAUGUUUACAUAUUAGUUUCAGGAGCGGUGGAAGAGAGGAUUGAGAUGGAUGAGGGUGAAAAGGUUCAGGGAGUACUGUCCACUGGUGAAAUAUUUGGUGAAAUUGGGGCUCUCUGUAAUGUUCCCCAGCCAUUUACAGUCUGUACAACCAAAAUUUCACAACUUCUGAGGGUGAGCACAACAGUGCUAAAAAAUAUUAUUGAGGAUAACAAAGAAGACGAACAAAUUGUACUGAGCAAUAUAUUCCAGAAAAUAGGCAGAGAUCCAAUAUUCUCCGCUGAGUUCAUGGCGAAAUCAAUGCACAAUCAACACUUCAGAAAGUAUAAUAGUUGUUCCACCUUCAACCUAGUCAGUCAAGAAAAUGAAUCAGAAGGCAGAGAAAGAUUAACAUCAUGUUAUGGAGAUGAGAACUGUAAAAAACUUGAAGAAACGGAUAGACAUGAACCACUUCAUAAGACUGCAAAUCACAGUGACUGCAACAGAAUCAAUUAUUUGAAUGCUAAAAGUGGAGGCAUAGAAAAACAUAUUCCUACAAAAACGAUGUGUACAGAGUCUGUGGACAAAGAAAAGGCAGAUAUUCAUCAACCGAAGUUGACUGAUAGUAGCAUCACAGGAUCUGAGAAGGCUCAUGUCAUUACCCAAAACACAAAGGAACACACAAAAAUCAGGAAGUCAAGGAUCCCUGAUAAGAUGCUUGCAUUCACGGUGCCUGGGGACCUUCAGGAGAUAACUGGUAAGAACACAGAAAUUGGCACAUGUUCAUAUAAGGAUGGUGGUUCUGUGGUUAUAGAAAAUAAAAGAGUGACGAUUCAUGGGUAUUCACAGAAGAACACAAAUUUGAAGGUCCCAUGUGCAAAAGUUAUAAAUCUACCAGGAUCUAUGGAUGAAUUAUUCACUGUAGCGAGCCAGAAGUUUACGGGUUAUUAUCCCACAAAACUGUUCAACCAAGAAUUUGCAGAAAUUGGUGAUAUUACAGUUAUUCGAGAUGGCGACCAUUUAUUUCUUACGGAGUCUUGAUCAUGGAAGCACAUCGAAGAAAUCAACUACGCAAACGGCAAGAACUCCUUUCCCCUUUAGAAUGAGGAGUGGCUGCUGAUUGGCUCCUCUACACGGUCUGUUCCCAUUUGUAAUCCAUGGCCGCGGGUUACGAAAUUGUGAAACUUGGUGGAAUCAUGAGAACAUUUGCUGCUUAGGAGAAAACGGGAGGUAAAAUUUUCAGAAAAGUACUGUACAGAACUAUAGAGAGUUGGCGAAGGUUAUACAACUCUAUUCUGCAGAUUCAAUGCUGGUUUGAGUU